CCCAACCUAGGCUUCACUUCUCUGUGUAGCGAGGUACCUCCCCUGCUUCUUUGCUCUCCGUGACCACUAAAAGCAGCUGAUAGCAUAAUGUAGCUGUUUACCUCAUUAGUACCGCAGGUCAACUAUGAUCCGUGUACUGGAUAUGAUGACAAAGACGCAGCACUCUUCAUCAAGGAAGAAGUAGAAGACCAUUAGUCAAGUUGCCAGUUCUUAAGUUACCUAUGCACAAAGCAUAACAUCUAAACAUGGCUGCGAGUGGCGACGAAUCGUUCCCAGGAGAGACCGCAUAUCACCUGUCUACCUGAAUAAGAAAGCGAAGACGAGAGGAGGAGACGGCGCCCUCAACAUUAUCUGGGUGAUCAUGUUCUACGCAGUCGGUGUCCGCCGUCGGGUCGUCGUUUGCCAUGACAACGGCGCCAGCUGUCGCACUGAAGGGGGCCAAGGUCGAGAAAGGGAUGGGCGUGAACCCCACGUACAUCUGUACCAAACAUGGCCUGCUAAACAUACUCGAAGUGGUGUUCCCAUUGAUCACGUUGAUAUUAGCUCUGGUCUCGGAACUCGAGUCGACAUCCACCCGCCUUCUGCUCUUGAUCACCUUCUCCUACUUGUACACGUCUACCUGCAUGCUCAUGGGAGGCAUCUGUUCCCCGUACACUCAGGCCUACCUGCCGCUCUCGCUUUAUUUCAUGUUGUACCAUCUGGUAGGCAGCUGCUUCUUCCUGGUCGCCGCCAGUUGGAUCAUGACCUCAUCCGAAGACCAUGGCGUCGCAAAAGCUGCUGCAGGCACAGGAAUCGUCGUGGCAAUUGUCCAUUUUAUCCAUGGAUUGUUCACGUUCAUGACAGUAUUCAACGUAGCAGAAGUUCCGGAAGGCCCACCACCAGAGAGCGUAUCCGAAUAUGAGGAAGAGGAGUAACCGUAAUAAAUAGUGAACGGCAUAGAAAUUACCUCUGAUAGCCUAUAAAAGUACAAUUACCCGGGGA
Messenger RNA from Ornithodoros turicata, 981 nucleotides. RefSeq lists its product as uncharacterized. NCBI's taxonomy places the organism in Eukaryota, Metazoa, Arthropoda, Arachnida, Ixodida, Argasidae. Bases 405 to 914 code for a protein of 169 amino acids. The transcript has 5 exons. The record is from RefSeq and is a predicted model, not a curated record.